Messenger RNA from Argentina anserina (silverweed cinquefoil), 1356 nucleotides. RefSeq names its product KH domain-containing protein At3g08620-like. The record is from RefSeq and is a predicted model, not a curated record. Gene Ontology annotation, molecular function: mRNA binding. Gene Ontology annotation, biological process: regulation of mRNA splicing, via spliceosome. The coding region runs from base 165 to 1007 and encodes 280 amino acids. The transcript is spliced from 6 exons. Lineage: Eukaryota; Viridiplantae; Streptophyta; Magnoliopsida; Rosales; Rosaceae. Gene Ontology annotation, cellular component: nucleus.
GCUCAGAGACACCAUUAAAACCCUGGCCCUGGAUUUCUAAACCCCACUAGUUAUCUACCCAGAAGAGCCUGACCCAUUUCGCAGCUCUCAAUCGCCAACAGACCCUUUGAAGCUUUUGAGCUCAAUCGUGGGAUUUAGAGUGUUGUGGGGAGGGUUAAGUUUCAAUGUCAGGGUCGUAUGCCCAGAAUUUCUCGCCGGCGAGAGCGCUGUCGCCGCACGUGAGGACCCCGCCGGAUGUGGACAGUCAGUACUUGAGUGAGCUAUUGGCCGAGCAUCAAAAGCUUGGACCUUUCGCUCAGGUUGUGCCCAUUUGUGGCCGACUCUUGAAUCAAGAGAUAUUGCGAGUUUCUGGAAUGAUGCCCAACCAAGGGUAUAGUGACUUUGACAGGCUGCAACGUGGAAGCCCUAGCCCUAUUGGUUCAGAUAUAAUGCCGAAUUAUAGAGGGUCAAACCUGGGUGGAUGGAAUGGCCGGCCUCAUGAUAGAUUAGGUGGUCCACAGGGAAUGAAUAUGGAGUGGCAAGUGGCACCAUCAAGCCCAAGUUCCUACAUCGUGAAGAGGAUACUGCGGUUGGAUAUCCCGGUAGAUAGUUUUCCAAAUUUCAACUUCGUGGGUCGGCUUCUGGGUCCCAGAGGCAAUUCACUAAAGCGGGUGGAAGCUUCCACAGGUUGCCGUGUGUAUAUAAGAGGGAAGUGUUCAAUAAGAGAUAUAGACAAGGAGGAGUCUUUGAGGGGUAGACCAGGAUAUGAGCAUUUGAAUGAUCCACUGCACAUUAUCAUUGAGGCUGAAUUACCUGCUAAUAUUGUUGAUAUGCGGUUGAGACAAGCAAAACAAAUUAUAGAAGAACUUCUCAAACCUAUGGACGAGUCACAAGACCACUACAAGAGGGAGCAGUUGAGAGAACUUGCAAUGCUAAAAUCCAAUUUGAGAGAAGAAAGUCCUCAACCAUAUGGGAGUGUCUCCCCUUUCACAUCCAGUGGGAUGAAGCGUGCCAAAACUGGUAUUUGAGUUUUCAACAGUGAACUUAACAUGAUGACCUUCUCUCAGUUCUUCCGUGAGUACAAAUGUUGAACAUUCUUGAAAUCAUAUGCAUCUCUGAGUUAUGCAUGCUGAGGCCUAAGAGGGACGUGGUGGACUUCAUUGAUGAGGAUGAAUGCAGGGUUUUGCUUCCAUGACAUUGAUGUAUACGGAUGAAUGGAGAUAUUCUUUUGCUAUAGCUUUUGUGGUUGUAGUUGAUUGCGAUUGUAGAAGUAGAAAGUUAUGUCAUAUAAUCUAUUCUUUAGUUUGCUGAACAAGUAUAUUUGUUAUUAAUUUGAAGCUUAAUAAUUAUUGAUUGUUUAAUAGUUACCCUUGUGGG